GGCGGGGCGGGCUGCGGCAGCGGGCGGGCGGGCCGGGCCGGGCCGAGCCGGGCGGGGCGGCGGCGGCACCAUCAUGUCGGAGGCGGCGGUGGCGGACACCCGGCGCCUCAACGCCAAGCCGCAGGACCUCACGGACGCGUACGGGCCGCCCAGCAACUUCCUCGAGAUCGACAUCUUCAACCCGCAGACCGUGGGCAUGGGCCGCGCCCGAUACACCAGCUACGAGCUCCGCAUGCGGACAAACCUCCCGAUCUUCAAAUUGAAGGAGUCGUGUGUGAGGAGACGAUACAGCGACUUUGAAUGGCUGAAGAAUGAGCUGGAGCGAGACAGUAAGAUUGUAGUGCCACCGCUGCCUGGAAAAGCUUUGAAACGACAGCUCCCCUUCCGAGGAGAUGAGGGCAUCUUUGAGGAGUCUUUCAUCGAGGAGCGGAGACAGGGACUAGAACAGUUUAUUAACAAAAUUGCUGGACACCCACUGGCACAGAACGAGCGCUGCUUACAUAUGUUCCUGCAAGAGGAGACUAUUGAUAGGAAUUACGUCCCAGGGAAAGUGCGCCAGUAGGAGCACCUGGCACUGUCUUCCUCCAUUCCACCCUCCCUCCUGCAAAAAUGACAUUUAUUUUUACACUAAAUCUGUCUUCUCUGAACCAGCUUUUCCUCUCUUGAACCUCCCAGUUUGUUCAGUAUUUUCCUCUUUUGUAACUGGCAGCAGUUUGUUCUACUGGGCUGUGGUCUUGGCCUAAAGGUGUGAAGAUUUAUGCAAGUGAGCGUGUUGUCCCGUGUCUAGGGAUAGGUGUGGAGCAGAACUUGCUUAUGGUGUUCUGGUGUAGGAGCUGCCUCUCUCCCUGUACAGGAAGGUAUGAGAUGACCUUCACUCCCUUGUCUGUGCAGCCCCAAGCAUCUCUGCAGGAGACUUUGAAGAAUAGCAGUUGUCAUGUUGGUCAGUGAUCGCAUCAGGUAUUAGCGUUUUAGUAAGGUUUAUCCAAACCAGUGAGUAGGUGCCUGGGUGUGUCGGUCUCUCAUCCAACCCCAUUCACCCUGCAUGAAACCCCCAUUCUUCACUGUCUGGAAGUGCUGAGACCCAACACCUACUCGAACCCCGCACUCAGCCUCCUGCGUUACAGACCUGUUUGGUGUAUUUGUGCCCCCUCCUUUCUAACGUGCUGCUGGCAGCUCGAGGGGUUUCCAUGCCGUGUGCUCUCAUGAUGCUCCGUGUGGGCCGUUUGGCACGUGGAAGAUGGGAUAGUCUGGGCUGUAGCCGUGUGUGCUGUGAGGCCUUGGCCCAGGGUUUCAGAAAUGUCACAGUCUGCGGUGCCAUGGGCUGCUGUGCUGGUGUUCCCUGCAGCACCUGCUGGGCUGAGCCUGGUGCCCUUAUCCUGCACCCCAGCUGCAGGGAGGAGCAGGCGGGUCUGGCUGAGGAGGAGCAAGAGAAGGCUGGUGGGAGCAGUUGUAGGGUGCAUCCGUGAACGGCUGCCACAGGAAGAGCCCAGCAGUGGGGCCUGGGGUGAGGCCACCUCUCCAGAAAAUGAUGGCAGAAAAGUGGUCAGCCAGUCCCAGGUUAGACAUCUGCUUACAAAGCAGAAGUAACAGUGGCUCCUGUUGUGUUCUCCUGUUCUGCGGUGAGCUAGGCAGUCACUUGUGUGGAAGCAAGAACACACGACUGAUCAGGGAAGCGUUCAGAGCUUGAGGGGACCACAAGGCUGUGACUUGCUGCAGCAUAACUGUCCUUUGGAGGCUCCCCCAGCUGCCACAACUGUGAUGAGUGAGGUUGAGCCUCAGCUUGGGGCUUCCUCGGGUCAAGGCUGGCUGGUUUAUAAGCGCUUGGUCACUUUGUGGUGACACAGUUGAGCCUUUCUUGGAGCACAGACCUGCAGUGGCUGCCCUCCCGUUCCUGCCAGGCACAUUCCCUGAGGCCUUCCCAAUGUCUCCUUCGUUUUCUGGUGAGGAACCGGUGCUGUUGAGCAAGAGGUGGCUCUUGGGAAGAAGUCGUGGAAAGCAUCAGGGAGCUGCUCCCGAAAGGGCCAUGGGGCAGCUGGAGCCGGUGCCGGUGGAGGCGGCCGUGCCCGCGGAGGGGCUCGCUCCCCGCCUUCCUGAUGCUGCUGGUCGCGCUCGGGGCGGCCCCUUCCCCUGCCCUGCGCGGGGCUGCCAUCCGCCCAGCUGUCUGCACCCUGUCCAGUGUAACGUCCCGGUGCCGUUCGCAUUAAACCACUGUGAAGCCAA
This is a messenger RNA of Myiozetetes cayanensis, 2220 nucleotides long. RefSeq names its product sorting nexin 12 (gene SNX12). The record is from RefSeq and is a predicted model, not a curated record. Gene Ontology annotation, cellular component: retromer complex; early endosome membrane. Bases 74 to 562 code for a protein of 162 amino acids. NCBI's taxonomy places the organism in Eukaryota, Metazoa, Chordata, Aves, Passeriformes, Tyrannidae. The transcript has 4 exons. Gene Ontology annotation, molecular function: phosphatidylinositol-3-phosphate binding. Gene Ontology annotation, biological process: late endosome to Golgi transport; endocytic recycling.